UCAGUUCGCGACAUACUUUCAAUAGGCAUACUUUCUAUUCUAGAUUGGUUACCUUGUGCUGGGAGUCAAAUGAUCAGUGACUGAGUACAGACCAUGCUGCAAAAAAUACAACGUCGAACAUGACCGACGCAGCAGCAGCAUCGUGACCGAAAUUUCAGUGCUUGUAUGCUGUGAAUUCCGGCGUCUGCGAUUCGGUGCAUGGUGCCAAUUUUUCGGCGAGGAGUUGAUAUUUCUUGAUGUGGGGAUGAAAAGAAAAUGUUGCACAACAUUUCUUCAAACAUUUUUCACAUCAAAGUAAUUUGAAAAUUCAGCCUUAUAUGGCCUGGCGUUAGUUGGAUUGUUGUGUAGGUAUUUGCUGCACAUGGGAUGUAUUUUUUGUAGGCUGAGAUGCAGGGGCAUGUACAGGAUUUCCCAAUGGGUGUGUUGAGAUGGGGAGUUUGGGGGGGGGACAAGUGCAACAGAAAAUCUUCAUGGAAAAAACAGUCAGGUGCACUAAAGGCACAUAAUAGCAAUGAUCACAGCUUAAAAAUGCAUAUUCUCAAUGUGGUUAUUUUACCUGUGUAGCAUGUUACAUUGGGCCAUAUUUAUUCUCUCAAGUGUAUUAAUCCUUACCUUUCCUUACCUUAUGGUGAUCAGGAAUUAUAAUAGGCCACUAGACCUGUAGGUCCCAGUCUUGUCAGGCUGCUGAUCCAGUAACCAAACAGUCUCAAAUUAUGGGAAGAUUCAGUGUGGUUACUUGAUAGGGGAGGGUGCAUUUUCCCCCAGUACCCCCUUGAACAUGCCACUGAUUCAGUUAUCUCACAUUAACAUCAAAGAAAGGCCAAGUUAAAAAGUUGGUAUGGCAUCUAAGCACACCUACCAGACCAUACUCUCUGCCUGCAGUUGGCACAAACAAUGGCUUAGUUUGAUAGAACUGUAGGUUUAUGCCUGACGGUAAUGCAUUUAUUCCAGUAUUUUGUAGCUCUCUUGUGUCUGUAUUGAAAUCAUGUGUUAGAAAGCUUGAAUCAUUUCCUUCUGCAGGCUGAGGCUUCAUAAGCAUUUGAUUUCAAAAUUCCAUCCAUCAUUCCACAUAUGUUGGAAUCUCAUGCCACAAAGGGAUUGACAGAGCAGGCAAAGAGAGGGCUUUUCUCAGUUUAAUAAACUAUCCACUAUUCUUAGAUGUGCCUUUGCCUUAAGUUUGAGAUACUUUUGGAGAUGUCAACAACAUUUAUCUUGCAUACAGUUUCAUUAAACAUGCAUUGGGCUGCUGCUCUUUGUAUUGAUUAUAUGGCUUUUCCCAUGAUCUCUGUAUUUGUAUGUCCUUAUCUUCUUGGUAGCCAGCUAGUACCUAUCUCUUAUAGAACUACCUGCAUAAGAAUGCUCAUAUUUGAGACAUAUGGUUGCUAUUGAGUUGGACUGUGCAGUUUAAUUUGCCCAGCAGUGGUAAGCUCAAUUCUAGCUCUGACACUUUAACUUUGACAUUUAGCCUACUUAACUCUACCCAAUAUCUGCCAAUAACAAAAUCUAAAUGCUUGAAAUAGGAUGCCUAUUCCACCUGUGUCAAGUGUGCAUUUGAAGUACCAUGUUCCUUGGUAUGGAGUGCAAUGCACAAGACAUUUUCACAUCACUAGGUAUAUGUAAAAUCUUGGAUUGAAUUGGCAACAUUUGGUCAGUGACGCCCUGAUUUGUGUCCAGGCAGUUGAACACCCAGUAGUAAAUGUAUGUUCCUGACCAUUGGUACCUGCCCAUGGUCCUAAGUUUCCACUGAUUACUGCAGAGCUACCUAUAACAGGUGAUGCACUCUUCUAUAAGGGGUAAUUUAAGGGAAAUGUAAAAUGUCAUUUUAUUAGGUUUUAUUUGGUCUAUGGUCAAUGACAGUAUUUGCAGUCCUCAUGAGCCAAUUGGAAGACUUCACACAUCCCUCCUGAGCGAGUCCAGCCGCGGCCGCUGAGAUGCCGGACCAGACGCUGAAGGAGCUGGACCGCAUUGUGCGACGCGUGGUACGCGGAGAGACGGGCUUCACGCUCGAUCAGGUGGUCGAGGCCGUCGCCGAGAUCCUCAUCGACGAGUCCACGCUGGCCGUCUGUUUCGACGUGCACAAGGCGGCCAAGACAGGCGCCAUGGAGGCCGAGGGUCUGGACGCCGACGAGCCAGGCGAGUUCCGCAUCGUCGAGACGCCGGGCCUGGACGUGCUGGGCCAGCCGGAGCAGAUGAAGCGGCCGCCGGACGCCAAGUGCCCCGUUUGCGCGCGCAGCAUCGCCUGCACCAGGUUCGCGCCGCACCUGGAGAAGUGCGUCGGCCUCGGGCGCAACUCGUCCCGGCUGGCCAGCAAGCGCAUCGCCAGCAACCAGCGCGAGACCAACUACGGCCUGAGCGAGGACGAGGACGAGGAGGAGUGGGCCGGCGAGCGCAAGAAGAAGAAGCGCGACAAGCUGUCGCCGCGCAGGAACAAGAGUGGCCCGCAAGAAUGGCGGCGGCGACAAGGACUCGGACACCAAGUCGAACCCGUCCAACCCGUCCUCGUCGCCGUCCACGCCCGAGCAGGCCAUCCAGUUCGAGCAGCUGACCGAGGAGGAGCGCAAGGUGCUCUUCAGCCAGUUGUGUUCCGGUCAGUGUGUCAGUGCCGCACGCUGCCCGGCGCGGCGACCCACCCCCAUCACUCUGACGGCGCCACCUGCCGCCAGGUGUGCGGCGUCAUCUCGGAGAGCACGCGGCACAUGUGCACGCGCUCGGUGCGCUGUCAGCAGCACUCGGACACGCAGCGACGCACCGUGCGCACGGCGCUGUUUGGCGACGCCUGCGAGCUGGCGCCGCCCUGCGCCGAGCCGCUGGAGGAGGGCGCGCUCAAGGACAGCCUCAGCAAGCUCUGGGAGAAGGCGUCGCGCGCCUCGUCGCCGGCCGACUCCACCUCGACCGUCGCGUCGGUCGGCUCGACCAAGCGCACCAAGGGCAAGCGUGGCAAGGCCAAGAAGCUGAAGGUGCACGUGUCGCAGCCGAGCAGCGUGUGAGAAGGUUCGGCCGGCCGCUUCUUGGGGACCGUCGACAGAGCGCCGGGGGAGCGUUGGAGAAGAGCUGGAGGAGUGCCGGCGGAGCGGUGCGCGA
Messenger RNA from Pollicipes pollicipes, 3081 nucleotides. RefSeq names its product SAGA associated factor 11kDa (gene Sgf11). Gene Ontology annotation, molecular function: transcription coactivator activity. Gene Ontology annotation, cellular component: DUBm complex; SAGA complex. Gene Ontology annotation, biological process: positive regulation of DNA-templated transcription; regulation of transcription by RNA polymerase II. The record is from RefSeq and is a predicted model, not a curated record. The transcript is spliced from 5 exons. Lineage: Eukaryota; Metazoa; Arthropoda; Thecostraca; Pollicipedomorpha; Pollicipedidae. The coding region runs from base 1932 to 2987 and encodes 351 amino acids.